Molecule: messenger RNA, 1260 nt
Organism: Harpegnathos saltator (Jerdon's jumping ant)
Lineage: Eukaryota; Metazoa; Arthropoda; Insecta; Hymenoptera; Formicidae
Biological process (GO): apoptotic process
Source: RefSeq, a predicted model, not a curated record
AUGUCAUAUUUAUUUAAAGUUUGGUCUGCCAACAGAAAACAAAAAGCGUCACUUGUAAUAAAUGAAUCUGAUAACAUGUUAUCUCAGCUUAUUACAAAAAGUAAUAUUAAAUUUGGUAUUACCGGUUCUAUUCUUGUUAUGGAAAAGGAUGGUACAGUUGUCAACGAUGAUGAUGUUUUAAAAUUUUGUUCUGGCGAAACAUUUAUAUUACUACAACAAGAAGAAACUUGGUUGUCUCCAAAUGAAACGGAGUUAUAUAGUAUAGUAUCCUGCAACAGUUCGUCCUUAAUUUCGACUUUAAACGAAUCUACUUCUGAUUCAUCAUUAACAUCAAACUCGCAAAAUAUUUCAUCGCCAACAAAUCAAAUGCAAGUACAUAAUGAAGAAACGUGGACAAAUUUUCAUGUACCUUGGGAAGCUAUAGAGCCCACAGUACUUAAAGAAUUAGAAACAGGAAAUCGUACCAAAUAUAUAAUACAUGCUGUUGUAAAUCGUACAAUUUCUGAAAUGAGAAAUUUUAGCGAAUUUAUUCUGUCUAAAGCUUUCAAGAUAAUAGCUGAGAAGAUUAUCGAUAAAUAUCCGCAAACAUUUAAAGAUAUGGAUGAAAAUGGUGAAAGUUUUGGAGAUGGGAUUCACACGUUAUAUUUAAAACUUUGUGAUAGAAAUAGUUAUCUUAAUAGACCACACAUGAAGAGAUCUUUAAGUCGAACUUUAAAUAUACCAUUAAGGAAACAAAGAAAAAUUUUAUCUGCCAAAGCUGGAUGCAGCAAUUGGCAACCGGAACAAUAUGUUGAUUCAGAAACCGAAGAUACAAUUGAAGACAAGAUUGAAUUUGUACGUCGAAUGGCUCUACAGGGUUCUCCAACAAUUGAUACUGAACAAGAUAAAAUUUAUUCAUAUAUGGAAAUAACAUAUCCUGCACAAAGAUUAUUCCUCAAUAAUGUUCAUAAACCGCCAACAAUUCAAGAUAUAAAAACCUCAUGGCCAAUACUUUUACGAAAAAGAUAUAUGUUCUGGCAUUACCAGAAAUUAAUGGGACAUUCUAUAAAUGUUCUACAAGAACAAAUGUUAAAAAAAGGGAAAAUGUUGUCUUAUGGGCGUAUGAAGAAAUACCAAGAUAUUAUUGAUUCAACUAAUCCAAUAGAGUUCAAAUUAAUAAAGAUAAUUAUGAGACAUUUUAAGGAAGAUUUUGACAUAUUAUUUAAAACAUAUCCUUACGACGUAAACUUAAUACAAAUUUUGACUCCAACAUUCCCUUAA